Molecule: messenger RNA, 8335 nt
Organism: Brassica napus (rape)
Lineage: Eukaryota; Viridiplantae; Streptophyta; Magnoliopsida; Brassicales; Brassicaceae
Product: exocyst complex component EXO70H1-like
Exons: 1
Coding region: 5964-7898 (644 amino acids)
Biological process (GO): exocytosis
Cellular component (GO): exocyst
Molecular function (GO): phosphatidylinositol-4,5-bisphosphate binding
Source: RefSeq, a predicted model, not a curated record
GGUGUGGUGCUAUGGGGAUGGACAUGGUAACCAAAGGUGUGCAUAAUGUUAUUGAGUUCCUCAGCGAUGAUUCCCCUGACAUGGAUGUGAUCGGAAUCUCUGGUGAGUUCCUUUUGUAUGUUAUUGGUUUGAUUUUAAAAACAAUGUCUUUUAGCUUAGUGUCAUCUUGAGACUUAAAGACUUGAAAUUUAAUGGUCAGAUAACUUCUUCUCCGACAACAAACCUGCUGCGGUGAACUGCAUCGAGGGAUAUGGCAGUAAUUAGAGGAGAGAUAGGGAGCAAGGUGUUGAAAAUGAGUGUGUCUGCCUUGGUGGAGCUCAAUAUACUCAAGAAUCUCACCAUCUAUGCUGUUGCAGGCUCUCUAGGUCGAUUCAAAUCUCAUGUUAGCAACAUAGUGUUUGAUGUAUUCAUAGCUACUUGCCAAGAUCCGGCCCAAAACAUGGAGAGCUCUCAAAUUGAUGGAAGCCAUUAAUGGGAAAUAUAUACAUAUUGUCUAUCACUACGCAUCUAUUGAGGUAAUUAGCAAUCACCGUACCUUCAUUAUCUCCACCGUCACUGAAGAUACCAUCAUAGAGAACCAUGGCAAGGUUGUAAAAUUUUACUUGUCAAUAUGUUUAUUGUUUGCACCUUUUCUUUAAACAUCACGUUCAUGUAUUUCAGGAGCACAGUGAGAACAUUCUUCCAAGCGGUGAAGGUGACGUAGGAUUGGCAGCAUCAUUUGGGCCCGUCUGUUUUGGGAGACAAGGUCGAUGAGGAAUGUCCUGCAGCAGAUCCUCCGGAAGACGCUUAGAACAACCGCAAGCGCCGCCGUGAUGAUUGAAAAUAAAUAUUCCUAUCAGCCCGUCAAUGUCUUUUCUAUGCAUUUUUAAAAACUGCUACUAUCUUUGUUUUCUAUCAUAAAUUUGGAUAUUUUUCCCUUCCAUGUUUUCUCUGUUCGGAGAUUUUAUUUCUGUUUUGGAUUAUUAAUGAAACGUUGACGGGUUCUAACUCAUACUCCCUCCGUUUUUUAAUAUAAAUUGUUUUAGAGAAAUUUUUAUGUUUCAAAUUAUAUGACAUUUUCGGUUUUCUAUGUAAAAUUUAUUAACACUUAAUGUUAUAUGACCAAUGAUAAUAUACCUUCUAUUUUAUUAUUGGUUGAUUUGUGAAUAGGUAAAUAAUUAAUAAUGUUUUUGUUUAGAAAAUAUAAAAAAUUAAUGAUUUCUUAAUCUAUGUGCACAAUUCUAAAAUGACUUAUAUUAAAAAACGGAGGGAGUACAAGAUUUGCCGGUGGUGUAUUGUUUUGGUCGACCUAUUUCUGACUUUUUUUCCACAAUAAAUUAUUUUUAACAAAGUCGAGCAAAAACUCUAAAAAUAAAUAAUUUUGUAACUGUAUAAUUUUAUAAAUUUUUCUAGAGUUAUUAUUUUUUUUUUUAAAUAGUUUAUUACAAUUCUAUAUUUUUUAAAUUAAUUUGGGUAAAAUAAGAAAAUAAUUUAAUUUAUUGUUCGUAUAAAUUAUUUAAUUUUUUGAAUCCAAAUUUUAUAUAUUUUUCCUUACACUAUUUGUUUUAUAUACUAACAACUACCUUAGUCAACACUAAACAAUCUCAUAAACUUCAGCUUUUGAACAUGAAAGCGCUAAUAACGCUAAUGGUCGAUCAAAUCAUUACGAAGAUAAUGCAUAUGAAUUCGUCGGUCAUUCUUAUAUCAACCUAAUCAAGAUCUGUGACUUCCAAAUGUUAUGUUCAUCACCAUUAUAAACAACAUGGAAAAACAAAAGUGAAAAAAACAAACGACAAAAUUCCGUACACAAAACUACACAACGAUCUACAACUUAUCCGGCUCCGUGCUUGCGCGGAGGCUAUACCUCUAGUUCUUAUGGUGUCUAUGAAAUGCCUCCAACUCAAAAAUAUUAUUUUAUGUAUGUUCUCCACCUAAUUACAUUCCUGCAUCCGCCACCGCCUAUCACUUCGUUAAAAGCCUUGCAUGUGUAUUUACGGUAUUUUUAGCUUAGGAUUAUGUUUUACGUCUUAUAGAUAAUUUUUAAUAUAUUAGAGAUGAGGAAUAUAGAUUCUCUUAGAUCUUCUCUUUUUCUAUAUAUAGUUAUUUCAUGUCAUUGUAAACAACAAACUUGAAUUAUUAUUAUUUUGCUAAAUAAAACUUGAAUUAUUAAUUGCAAUAGCAACAUAAAGCUUUUCAGCGUUCGGAUUUGUCCAGAGAGUCGCUAAGAUCAAAACACUAAGUUCAUUAGCUUCCGCUUCUCUAUGAAUGUUCGAUGCUCGUUGAAAAAUAACCUCUUUCCUAUAGAUUAUGAGCAAGUAGCAAGUAACUGUCGGGAAUUAACCUAUAUAAUAUUAUCGCUUGUUGUCCUAUAAUUGGUUCGCGACGGGUUACAUAACCAAACUAGUUUAGAAAUAACAUAACCUAUAUUCAAUCUCUCUAUCUAACGACCUCUAACUCGCUAACCAGUUAGAAAUAAGUACAUAGAAUACCUUAUUGCUAGUCUCUGAUUUGCUUGCCAGCGUUGAUACAGAACAUAUAUACGCCAUUGACUUUGAUAAGUCUUUUUUUAGCAACAGAUAAGUCAUAUACCUUAUUUUUCUGUCAUUUAGCUCAUGCGCAAAAUGUAUGUGUAUUUUGUAUAUAUAUGGUUUAAACCUGUAUGUCAUCAUAGAAUAACGUAUUGCAGGUCUCUGAUCUGUAUGUCAUUAACUCAUUAUACAUCAAUAUGUACAUGUCAGACGAAAAACUUCAAAAAAUGAGGACGAACAUUUUUAAUGGUAUAUGAUUUUGAUAAAAAUGAGUUUAUGAAUUGUAUUUUUCAAAUUUGAACAAACACUAUUCAUAACUUCAUUUUAGUGUUAAAUUUUUUAAUUUGCAAAUUGAUCACUAAAUUUCUAAAUAGUUUUAUUUGUAUCUAAAAAUUUGAUUAUUUGUGUUUUAAACGUUGACAAAAAUUAUUAAUACUUCAAAAUACAAUUACAAUUUUGUAUAAAUAUAUAUUAAAUAUUUAGUUAAAAUAAAAUAUUUCUGGGUAAAAUAUGUAAGUAUUUAAAAUAACAAGCAUUAUUAAAAUAAAAUAAUAGGUAUUGAUGAUAGAAUAUGUUUUGAAAUAUUAUUUUUAGAGAAAAACUGAAUAAAGCCAUUAGAGCGAAAUACAAACUCGUUUAGUGAAUUUUAUAGAAAAACCAUUGGAGAGUCCUAAAUACGUGAUAUCAGAUCGUGCGUAUCUUUGUACGGUUGGUCAAACAAAUAGGUUGGUAUUCUUAUAUAUUAAUGUGGCAUGAACGAUGAGAUAAAUAUACAUAUUAUUAUCUUUGCUUUCACUAUCUACGAAUUCAAUUAUACAAGUUGUAGUUUCAUGUAUUCACACAAGGGAUCAGCUUGUCCUUAACUUAACGCUUCAUACAAAAAGAAAAAGUUUAAGUAUUUAGCUCCAUAGAUUUACAUAAUAAAUUAUUAGAAGAUAACAUUAUAUAUAUAUAUUUUAGAAAUGCCUCUUUAUUUUAACCUCAUAACUAAAGUUGACUUUGUCACCAACUCCUAUAUUUUAAUAAGACAAUCAAUCAAACACUUAUAUAAACCAAUUUACUUGUAUAGUUUUACCAAAAAAAAUUUACUUGUAUAGUUUUUAGUAGGUUUUUAGGGAAUAGUACCUCCAAACAGUUUUAUUUUUAAGAGUGAAAAACUUAAAUUUAAAGUUUGGAAGUGUUUCUCUCCAAAAGAUAAAUUUCAUAUUUAGGUUUGAAAUUUUUAUAUGUUGCAUUGAAAUUUAUUAUUGAUAAAAUUAAUUAAAAUUAUAAGACUUUAAAUAACUAGAAAACAUACAAUAAAUGGUAUAGAAAAUGUUAAUAACUAAAUAUUACCUCUAUACAUAAUCAAUUAGUAUAUUUUGAAGUGAUAAAUGAUUUUUAUUUUGUAUUUUUAGAUUUCAAAGUAAUUAUUAUUUUAGUAUUUGUUGUAUAAUAUUUUGUUUAAUGUUAUUACAAUAUCUUGCAUUUUAUGAAGACGUAAAUUCUGAGGAUUCAAAUGAUAAAAUAAAGUUGAUAAAGUUAUUUGAAAGAUAUACAAUUAAAAGGACUGGUACAAUUGAAAAUUAAAAUAUAGAGUUUGAAUAGUAAAACUAUAAAUUUGAAAUUUCAAUAUUCCAAACUUCUAAAUUUAAAGUGUUAAGUUGCUAUUGGAGUUUAUAAAACUUUAUAUAUACAGUCAUGAGAUGCCUUUAGGUAAGGAAUAAUACGUUUAUACUUUUAAUUAUUCGUCCAAAUAUUUUAUAUCUAAUUUAUUAAUUUAGAAUCCUAUUUUUUAUCUACCAUACAAAAGUCUAUGUUAGACCAUUUAUUGGAAACUUAACUAAACAUCAUAUAUGAUAUUUUCCUAACAAAAAUAAUAUACAUCUAAACAGGGCAAAUAUAGUUCCAUUAGAAAAAUGUUAUUUAAUUGUUUAUCAUAUUUAAUCUAAGAUUGUUUGAAAGCACUUAUUGUGGAACGUAAAUCGUUUUUUUUCUAAAGCGUAGCUUCUUAAGUUUACACUAAAAUUCUAUAGCACUAAGUUAUAUCAAAUGAAGAUUCAGUCUCACCUUAUAUAGAAUUCAAUUUAUUAUGAGUUAAUAUUUGUAUAUUAAUAUACUAAUGAGUAAUGAACGUGCUAUUCAAUGUUUUAAAAACAAAUGAUUGGAUUAUUUGUGAUUAAUGUACAUUAAAAACAUUUUGGUAUUCAAAUUAUAAAUUAAAAUGGAUUUGAUCCAUCUAAUCCUAUUUUUUAUCUGCCAUACAAAGUCUAUGUUUGAUCAUUCAUUAGAAACUUAACUAAACAUUUUAGACUUACUCAUAUAUGUUAUUUUCCUAACAAAAACAAUAUACAUCUAAACAAUAACAUUUUUAAGAAAGGACAAGUAUAUUUGCACUAGACAAUUAUUGUUUAAUUGUUUCUCAUAUUUAAUCUAGACCAUACUUUUAUAUAUACUUCAGUAAUUAAUUUUUAAAUUAAAUAGUAUAGGCUAAUUCUUUUAAAAAUUAUCAAAUUAAGUUCUUAUAUAGAACAAAAUAAAUAAUAUUUUAUUGGUUGUAACAUUUUAUGUUUGAUAUUUUGUAGUAAAAAUAAAAACAGUAACCUGAAAUGUAAUAUAUUAAAUAGAAUAAUAUUUUUAAAAUAUAAUACAAUAAUUUAAUGUAGUCACAUACAAACAUUCCAAGAAUAAAAGUUUGUAAACAAAAAAAUUAAUAAAAUUUGUAUUAAUUUGUAUAAAACUAAUGUUUAAAAUUAAGCUAUUAAUAUGAUGAUGCAUAUUUAAAUAAAUAAACAAAAAAUACUACAUUAAUAUACAAUACUUACAAUUUCAUCAAAACAAAUUUCAAAAAAAUAAAAAUUUCAAAAUUAUAUUAUAUACAUAAAAAUUUAUAUUAAAGAUAUAUAUAUAUAUAUAUAUAUAUAUUGAUAACUUAUUUUAUAUUUUAAAUGUUAUAAAAACAUAAAUAUAUCCGGACGGACGUGCAUGUUCAAAUCUAGUAUCUAUUAAAAACUACAUGAAAGUUACUGGUACGGAACAUUACAAAGCUAGUACGUACGUAGAAGCUAAUCAAAUGUAUGUUAUGGUCAUAGGUUUCUCUCAAACAUUAGGAAACAAUCCCUCUAUAUACUGUUCAAUGACAUUACAUGAAAUCGUAACACUUUAUAUUUAAAGUCAUGUAUUCAUUCAAAAAAUAAAUAUUUAGUCAUUGAGAUGCUCUUACCUAACGAAUUAUACCUUUAUACUCUUGAUUAGUCGUUCAAAUAUUUAUAUAACUAUAAAGAAACUACGUACAUGAAAGUUACUAGUACGGAACAUUACAAAGCUUGUACGUAUAAAAAGCUAGUCAACUGUUUGUUUUGGUCAUUGGUUUCACACAAACAUUGAGGAGCCAUCUCUCUAUAUAAUGUUCAAUAACCUUACAAAGACAGCCAAAAGAGUUACAAGCUAAUUAGUGAGUCCAUUAAACCUUUAACCAUGGUGAAAAUGGCUAAAUCUGUUACUUUCUCAACCUCUUCUUCUGCAUCAAACCUUUCUUCUCCUUCUUUCGCUUCUCUUCCUGCUUCUCCACUCAACCAGCCCUUUUCUCAGUCCAUGAUGGAGGAAGCCUUAGAGUCUGCAGAGUCAAUCAUCAAGAAAUGGGAUCCAAAGGCACAGUCCUACACAAAGAUCAUCUCUCUGUUCAGACACAGCAGAAAACAAGCCAAAGAAUUCAUCAGAUGCGUCCGUGACUUACGCAGAGCCAUGCACUUUCUUGUCUCUCAAGACUCUAAAUCUGACAAACUUGUGCUUGCACAGAGCCUGAUGCAGAUUGGUAUGUCCACGCUGGAGAAAGAGUUCUUCCAGAUACUGUCUUCUAACCGAGACCAUCUUGAUCCUGAUUCAGCCUCUGGUCAGUCCACAAUAUCUAGCAAUUCAGAGUUCGAAGUUUAUAUGGAAUAUGAUGAGGAUGAGGAUGAUGAUGAUGAGCUGAAGAAGGCGGGUGAAUCCAUCUCUCAGGUGGAGAAAGCCUCAGCUAUGGUGAUGUCAGACUUAAAGGUCAUAGCAGAGACUAUGAUCAGCUGUGGUUAUGGUAAAGAGUGCAUAAAAAGCUAUAAGUUGAUUAGAAAGUCUAUUGUUGAUGAAGGGCUACACUUGCUUGGGAUCGAGAAGGUCAAGACCUCUCAUUUUCACAAAAUGGACUGGGGUGUCCUCGAGCAUAUGAUCAAGAACUGGAUCAAAGCUGCAAAGAUUGGAGUCACAACACUUUUUAAAGGAGAGAAGCUUCUUUGUGAUCAUGUCUUCUCUGCAUCCCUUACAAUAGGACAGUCUUGCUUUAACCAGAUAGCAAAGGAAGCAGGACUCAAUCUCUUCAUGUUACCUGAGCUCGUAGCCUACAAGGAGAAGAAACAACACCACCAUGAGAGGAUCUUCAAGCUGAUGGAUCUCUAUGCAGCUAUCUCUGACCUUUGGCCAGACAUAGAAAUGAUAUUUAGCUUUGAUUCAUUAGCUUCUGUGAAGACUCUUGUCCUCUCAACGCUCAAGAAACUCAAGGACUCUAUCCACACGUGUCUCAAGGAGUUCGAGAAGAUGAUACACAAGGAUUCUUCUAAAGAACUUUCCCCUGAAGGAGGGGUUCACAAGCUGACUCGGACAACAAUGAGUUUCUUAUCAUUGUUGUCUGAAUACAGCCGUGUACAUGUGUUGUCUGAGAUCCUUACAGAGCAUCCUCUUAAGACAAACACUCGCUUGCUAGAAUCUUACUUCACGGCUCCUAUCCUGGAAGAUGAACAUGUCAACAACCAUGCAUGCUCGGUCCAUCUAGCUUGGCUCAUACUGGUUUUCCUUUGCAAGCUAGACACCAAAGCAGAGAGUUACAAUGAUGUCUCUCUCUCUUACAUCUUCCUUGUGAACAACAUGCAGUUUGUGGCUGAUACUGUUCGUUCUAGUCACCUCAAGAACCUUCUCGGUGACGAUUGGCUCACAAAGCACGAGGCAAAACUCAAAAGCUAUGCUGAAAAAUACGAGAAAACAGCUUGGGCCAAUGUUUUGGUAUCUUUACCUGCGAAGACAAGUGCCAAGCUAUCACCAGUGGAGGCCACAACAUGCUUCAAGAGAUUUCAUGCAGCGUUCGCAGGAGCAUACUUGAAACAAUCAUCAUGUGUUAUAGUGGAUGCGAAGCUUAGGGACGAGCUUAAGGUUUCUAUAGUGAAGAAACUUGUACCGGAGUACAGAGAGUUUUACGUGAAGUAUUUGCCAAUGUUGAGACAAGACAGAAACAUAGAGAUGUUGGUGAGUUUUAAGCCUGAUAAUUUGGAGAAUUAUCUCUCAGAUCUUUUCCAUGGAACACCAAUGCUCAGUGGCUCUUCUCAUUCUGCUUCUGCUUCUUUGUCUUCUCCAUCUUGUUUCUCAAUUAGAUGUGUAAAACACUAAAGCUCACACUUAGACAUUACCAUUCUCACUUGAAUGAAUCUACAAUCAUGUUUGUUUGUGUUUCUGUAUUUGCCUUCGAUUGUUUUAACAAAAUAUCUUCUUCUAGAUGAAACCACCAGUCAUAUCUUGUUGGAAAAAAGGAUCCCAUUUCGAAAGUUUCAAUGAGACAUAAUUAAUAUAUAAACAAUUUGAACCACUUCACGUACCAUCAAUUGGUUUUAUAGUAAAAGUCUAUAUAACUUAACAUGGUAUCAGAGUAGACCUACACCUUGUCUCGUUAAUUUAGCAUGGAUGUCCAAUAAAUGCUCAAUUCCGUCUAAACAACUAGAAAAUAACAUUAUCUCAAAAUGUUUUGAUAAAUUUUAUCGAGAUUAAUAGUUAUAUGGACCGUUAUCUUGAAGAAGGAUACCGAAGAAAAAAUAUCUCACAUUAAAAAU